This is a messenger RNA of Salvelinus sp. IW2-2015, 1901 nucleotides long. RefSeq names its product kynurenine aminotransferase 1 (gene kyat1). Gene Ontology annotation, biological process: biosynthetic process. Lineage: Eukaryota; Metazoa; Chordata; Actinopteri; Salmoniformes; Salmonidae. The record is from RefSeq and is a predicted model, not a curated record. Gene Ontology annotation, molecular function: pyridoxal phosphate binding; L-kynurenine:2-oxoglutarate transaminase activity. Gene Ontology annotation, cellular component: mitochondrion; cytoplasm.
UUUUUGUUUUACUGGAAUUUAGAUAAAUGUUAUAAGAUAAAUUGCUAACUCAUAGCCUCCAGCUGAAAAUGUCGAACUGAACUGGUCAAAAGUAAUUUUGUGUUAACCAGUUUUAUUGUGGCUAAUCAUUAAUUGAAUGCGUAGCCUGAGUUGUGUGGGUGGUUCAUUACACUAAUGGUUGAUAACUGAUUCAAGGUAAUCUGCACUACUCACUGACAUGCUAAGAAGAGUAGCGGCAAAUGUGGCUGUGAAUAGUUGGAAAGGAAAUAUUUUUGAGCUUGAUCAUAAGUUAAUCAUGGCACGCCAGCUACAUGCUCGCAGAAUCGAGGGAAUUGACAAAAAUAUAUGGGUUGAUUUUACGCAGCUGGCUGCUGACUACAAGGUGGUGAAUCUAGGCCAGGGCUUUCCUGACUUCUCCCCACCAAGCUACAUCCAAGAGGCCUUCUGCAAAGCAGUCAACGGAGGAUGUUCAAUGCAUCAGUACACACACGCUUUCGGCCAUCCCCCUCUUGUGUCGAUCCUGGCUAAGUUCUUCGGUAAAGUCGUGGGACAUGAGAUUGAUGCUUUCGAGGAGAUCCUGGUCACUGUCGGAGCCUACCAGGCUCUCUUCUGCACCUUUCAAGCCCUGGUCGAUGAAGACGAUGAGGUCAUCAUUAUUGAGCCUUUUUUCGACUGCUAUCAGCCAAUGGUGAAGAUGGCAGGAGGAAAAGGUGUCUAUGUGCCACUGAGGCCAAGAGUGAAGGGGGGCAAGGCCCUGACUAGUGCAGACUGGGUCCUGUCUUCUGAGGAGUUGGCCAGUAAAUUCAACCCACGCACCAAAGCCAUCGUCAUCAACACUCCCAACAAUCCAUUAGGCAAGGUGUAUAAGAGGGAGGAGCUCCAAGUGAUUGCAGACCUGUGUAUAAAGCACGAUGUGGUGUGUAUCAGUGACGAGGUGUACGAGUGGCUGACUUAUGACGAUGCCAAGCACGUGAAGAUAGCUAGUCUUCCUGGAAUGUGGGAGCGGACUGUCACGAUAGGAAGCGGAGGAAAGAGCUUCAGUGCUACAGGGUGGAAGGUUGGCUGGGCUAUUGGAGCAGGGCCCAUUGUAAGGCACCUGAAGACCGUCCAUCAGAACUCUGUGUACCACUGUGCCACGGCCGCUCAGGAGGCGGUGGCCCAAGGUUUCCAGAGAGAGUACGAGCUCUUUGGGACACCAGAGAGUUACUUCCUGCAGCUGCCUGAGAUGCUGAAUCACAAGAGGAAGAAGCUGGCGACCUGUCUGGAGAGUGUUGGCCUGCAGCCCAUUCUGCCCGAGGGAGGCUACUUCAUGAUAUCAGACAUCUCCUCUCUCAAGGUUGACUUGAAUGAUCCAAGCACUCAGGGUGAACCUCAUGACUACAGAUUUGUCAAGUGGCUCAUUAAAGAGAAGGGUUUGGCCACUAUCCCUGUCUCGGCUUUCUACAGCCCUGAGCACCGCAAGGACUUCCAAAACUACAUUCGGUUCUGCUUCGUCAAGGAGGACUCGACAUUGAACGCUGCUGAGGAUAUCCUCAGAAAGUGGAGUGACGGAAAAUGAACAAAGCACACAGACACCCCUUCCUGUUUUGCCUUUAUCCACCCUAGCUCAACUUAGGUCUGCGCAGUUGAACCGAGCCAUAUUCAACACCUCUGGAUUUGUUUACACUAUGUAGUACUGUAGGAAUAGACCUCCGUAGGAGCAAGUUAUAAGGAAUGUUUUCCUUUGUCAACAUACACUGAGUGUACUGAACAUCUUCCUAAUAUUGAGUCGCACACCUUUUUACCCUCAGAACAGCCUCAGUUUGUUGUGGCAUGGACUCUUAUCCAAAGCGUUCCACAGGGAUGCUGGCCCAUGUUGACUCCAAUGCUUCCCACAGUUGUCAAUUUGGCUGGAUGGCCGU